Molecule: messenger RNA, 1142 nt
Organism: Propithecus coquereli (Coquerel's sifaka)
Lineage: Eukaryota; Metazoa; Chordata; Mammalia; Primates; Indriidae
Gene: FUNDC2
Product: FUN14 domain containing 2
Exons: 5
Coding region: 131-700 (189 amino acids)
Biological process (GO): autophagy of mitochondrion
Cellular component (GO): mitochondrial outer membrane
Source: RefSeq, a predicted model, not a curated record
CUCGGCGCGUCUGCUGGGCGGGGCUGCGGGCCUGUGACGCCCCCCGCUGAGUCUUGUGGCGCAGCUGCUUGUGGGAACAGGAAGCUGCAGCCGCGGGCCCAGCCCGUCCUCUUCCGCUGCCGCCUUGGGGAUGGAAACAUCUGCCCCACGUGCCGGAAGCCAGCUGGUGGCGACGACAGCGCGCCAUUCCAUGUCCUACAACGCCGGUUUUCUUCGAGUGCCCUCGCGAGACGAGCUCGCCGAAAUGGCCGCCUCCGGUCAAGGAAACUUUGAGGGAAAUUUUGAGUCACUGGACCUUGCAGAAUUUGCUAAAAAGCAGCCAUGGUGGCGCAAGCUGUUUGGGCAGGAAUCUGGGCCUUCAGCUGAAAAGUAUAGCGUGGCAACCCAGCUGUUAAUUGGAGGUGUCACUGGAUGGUGUACAGGGUUCAUAUUCCAGAAGGUUGGAAAGUUGGCUGCAACAGCUGUGGGAGGUGGAUUUUUUCUUCUUCAGCUUGCAAACCAUACUGGUUACAUCAAAGUUGACUGGCAACGAGUAGAGAAGGACAUGAAGAAAGCCAAAGAACAGCUGAAGAUCCGUAAGAGCAACCAGAUACCUACUGAGGUCAAGAGCAAAGCUGAGGAGGUGGUUUCAUUUGUGAAGAAGAAUGUUCUGGUGACUGGGGGAUUUUUUGGAGGCUUUCUGCUUGGCAUGGCGUCCUAAGGAGGAUGACUUCACUUCUGUUGUUCCUGGUUUUGUCCAGCCAGCAGCCUCUACACUCCAUCAUAGGACACCGAGUCUCUCCUCUUCCUCAUCUUCUCCCGUGCCUUCCUCCCUGCCAUGGCAAUUCUGAAUGGCUUCUAUAGGCAUCUGUUGGUACAAGUUAUUACAGCCCUGCCACAAACUCGAUGGUGGCGGAAGAGACAAUAGACGUUAGCUCUCCUUCCAGUACACACCCCACUUGGCCAAUCUGUAGGUCAGCAAGAAUGUUCCUUUUCCUCCUACAUAAGAUACUUACCAGAACAUGGUGCAAGCUGGUUCACCAUGGAGGAUGAGUGGAUCCUCAAAGGUUGUCCCAAACUGUUGAUUUGGAAAAGAAAUAAGCAUAUAGCUUAUUAUGUGCUGCAUGGAAAGGAACUGAAUACAUUUGCCUUUAAGCAUGAAA